UCUCAUAUGGCUGUGGUAGUAUGGUCUCUCUCUCCCUCCAGAUCUCAUAUGGCUGUGGUAAUAUGGUCUCUCUCCCUCCAGAUCUCAUAUGGCUGUGAUAGUGGUCUCUCUCUCCCACCAGAUCUCAUAUGGCUGUGGUAGUAUGGUCUCUCUCUCCCACCAGAUCUCAUAUGGCUGUGGUAAUAUGGUCUCUCUCUCCCUCCAGAUCUCAUAUGGCUGUGAUAGUGGUCUCUCUCUCCCUCCAGAUCUCAUAUGGCUGUGAUAGUGGUCUCUCUCUCCCUCCAGAUCUCAUAUGGCUGUGGUAAUAUGGUCUCUCUCCCUCCAGAUCUCAUAUGGCUGUGAUAGUGGUCUCUCUCUCCCUCCAGAUCUCAUAUGGCUGUGGUAGUAUGGUCUCUCUCUCCCACCAGAUCUCAUAUGGCUGUGGUAAUAUGGUUUCUCUCUCCCUCCAGAUCUCAUAUGGCUGUGAUAGUAUGGUCUCUCCCUCCAGAUCUCAUAUGGCUGUGAUAGUGGUCUCUCUCUCCCUCCAGAUCUCAUAUGGCUGUGAUAGUGGUGUCUCUCUCCCUCCAGAUCUCAUAUGGCUGUGGUAGUAUGGGCCCUGUCUGUUCUGUUACUGCUGGUCCUGUCUUCCCCGGGGGUCUGCUCAGCUCCCAGCGCCCAGCACCUGUGUGGCUCACACCUGGUGGAUGCCCUCUACCUGGUCUGUGGGGAACAAGGGUUCUUCUAUAACCCCCACAGAAUCCCCAGAGACCUACUCCUGCAACACCUUAUAGGGUUCCUGUCUAGGAAGAGCAGACAGGGUUGGAGGGUGAAGCAGGAACAUCCAUGGAAGGACCACGAAGACCAGAAGGUGAAAAGAGGCAUUGUGGAACAGUGCUGUCAUAAGCCAUGUAGCUUCAGCCACCUGCAGAGCUACUGCGACUGACUGGAGUCUACUCCUCAUAGUCUACACUCGAUUGAUAAGAGCGCAGACUAGCCUCAAGAGCUACUGGUGGAAGGACAUGGCAAUCUUGUAUAAAACUAAAUGUCAAGGGGGGGACUACAGAAAAAAUAAAACAUGUGUAUGA
Oncorhynchus tshawytscha (Chinook salmon) is the source of this 1064-nucleotide messenger RNA. Its product is annotated as insulin-like. The record is from RefSeq and is a predicted model, not a curated record. Gene Ontology annotation, cellular component: extracellular region. The transcript has 2 exons. Bases 575 to 922 code for a protein of 115 amino acids. NCBI's taxonomy places the organism in Eukaryota, Metazoa, Chordata, Actinopteri, Salmoniformes, Salmonidae. Gene Ontology annotation, molecular function: hormone activity.